GUUGGCCGGCAGAGCCCGAGGGUGGUCCCGUACCCAGCCCACAGCCUGUGUCCUGGAGAGCCUGCCCUUCAGAGCGCAGCAGUUGUGUCAAUGGGCUCAGCUGAUCACCGACUGAACCUGGCAGAGAUCCUUUCACAGAACUACGGUGUGCGGGAAGAACGGGAGGAAGAUGAGACACAGGAGAAGCAGAAAUCUUUAGAAGAGCUGGAGAAGAGUUUCAGUGCCUCUCAGAGCAGUGAAAUGCCAUUUGAGGAGCUGCUGGCACUGUAUGGCUAUGAGGCAUCUGAUCCCAUCUCGGAGCAGGACAGUGAGAGCAAUGACAUCACUCCGAAUCUCCCUGACAUGACUCUGGAUAAGGAACAAAUAGCGAAGGAUUUGCUUUCAGGGGAAGAAGAGGAGGAGACACAGUCUUCAGCUGACGACCUGACUCCGUCCGUCACGUCCCACGAUGCGUCGGACCUGUUCCCAAACCAGCCUGGCUCAAACAACUUCCUUGCUGAUGAAGACAAAGAGCCAUGUUCAUCUCCAUGUGCUUCCUCCAUGGCUGAGGAUUCAGAGGUGGAUUCCAUCCCAUCCAACGACUGUAAGAAGGAGAUCAUGGUUGGACCUCAGUACCAGGCCACUGUCCCCAUCCUCCGCCUCAACAGGCACAGGCAGAAAGCCUAUGAGAAUGAAGAUCAGCUGCUUUGGGACCCGAACAUCCUCCCGGAGAGGGAGGUGGAGGAGUUCCUGUACCGCGCCGUGAGGCGGCAGUGGGACGAGCUGGCGGGCAGCUCUCUGCCAGAGGGAGAGGUGGUCAAGGACAACGAGCAGGCCUUGUAUGAGCUGGUGAAAUGCAACUUCAACGCAGAAGAGGCACUGCGGAGGUUACGCUUCAACGUGAAGGUGAUCAGAGAUGAGCUUUGUGCCUGGAGCGAGGAAGAAUGUAGAAAUUUUGAACAUGGCUUCAGGGUCCAUGGGAAAAACUUCCACCUUAUCCAAGCAAACAAGGUUCGCACGCGGUCGGUGGGAGAGUGUGUGGAGUAUUACUACAUGUGGAAAAAGUCUGAGCGCUAUGACUACUUCACCCAGCAGACUCGUUUAGGAAGGAAGAAGUACGUCCUCCACCCUGGAGCCACGGAUUUCCCUGACAAUGACUUGGAUGGGGUUGAAGUAGAAAACACCAGUCGUUCCCGGACCUCCCCACCACUUCCCUCUGCAGCUGGCUGCCUGGACACUCCCUUCAGUCAAGAUCAGAUAGCAAUAGAGAGCACAGAACCGCUGAGCGUGGAGAGCACAGCCUGCAGCCUGGGCAGCAUCAGCGAGUCUGGGCAGGGCUACGAGUGCAGCACUCCCUCGGAGACCAAUUGCUGCUUUGACCCCGCGGAGGAACCGCCCGCGGGCACUGCCUCGUCCUGCCCACAACACGCUGCCGCCCCCUCGGAGCCAGAGCUCUUCGCUCUGCCCCCGGCGGCACCAGGACUGGCAGAGAAGCAGGAGACGUUGCAGAGCUCUGGUGAGACGAUAACUAUGGACUUCACUCUCCCCGCAGACAUUAACGAGGGGUUGCCUCUAAUUGCUGGCCCUGUGGAUUUGGACAGAGACCCAGAGGCAGUGGUGGCCCCUGCGCAAGUGUCCUUAUCGGUCACAGAUUUUGGUCUCAUUGGCAUUGGGGAUGUAAAUAGUUUCCUGACUGCUCAUCAGGCCUGUCCAGCACCUGUGGCUCGGUCAGAGCCUUUGUCACAGUGA
Molecule: messenger RNA, 1728 nt
Organism: Acanthisitta chloris (rifleman)
Lineage: Eukaryota; Metazoa; Chordata; Aves; Passeriformes; Acanthisittidae
Gene: MIER2
Product: mesoderm induction early response 1, family member 2
Exons: 12
Coding region: 91-1728 (545 amino acids)
Biological process (GO): negative regulation of transcription by RNA polymerase II
Cellular component (GO): nucleoplasm
Molecular function (GO): histone deacetylase binding; transcription corepressor activity
Source: RefSeq, a predicted model, not a curated record